CGUAAAAACAUUUAAAAAAAGUUAAAAAAGAAGCAUAAACAUAACACACAGAUCUGGCGCUUUCCACUCUCUUGUUUUAUUUCUAUUUGUAGCACAACAACACACUUCAAUUUUGUUUUUUAAUCCCCAAUCAGCAAACCCUAAUCAAAUCCAGAUUCAUUUUCUCACCCAAACAUGUCAUAAUCAAUCCCCAUUUUACCCUUCCAAAUCCAAAUCCAUGGGCUCCUCACAGUCCGUACAACUCCCCGACGACGACGAACAAGAAGACGACGACGAGGAAGAGGAGGAAGAAGAAGAAGAUGAUCAUUUACAAAGCCGUAACAGUACACGAGAAAUAAUCGACGGUAACGAUUUAAUCAAGAAAGUUCUAGAACAAGAACCUGAAAUGUUACCGUGCCACUCGUCAGCUUCUCCUCUAUCUCCGCAGCCGUCUUCGUUAGGCACGCCUCGUCUCGGUCCUUCUAUUAAAGUGUGGGACCCUUACAAUGUUCUGGCUCCGCCGCCGCCGCCUCCUCCGCCGCCGGUUUUCUUGCGGAGUUUUUCAUCGAACAGUGGGGUUUCUGUUGAUGAUGAGCAGACGGGUGCGGUGGCGUUUACGGAGGUGUAUUUGAUAAGUCAUGGGGAGUGUGAGCUGAAUUUGAGACCUGAUUUGGUUGGUGGGAGAUGUCAUGGGGCUGGUUUGACUACUAAUGGGAAACGCCAAGCUAGGGCUUUGGCUGUUUUUUUGAAUUCUCAAGGGAUUAGGUUUAAUGCAGUUUAUUCUUCGCCUUUGGAUCGCGCUAGAUUGAUGGCGGUUUCUGUUUGUCAGGAAUUGAAUUUUGCAGAGGAACAAAUACAAUUGUCGGAUGCUCUUGUAGAGAUAAGUCUGGGGCAGUGGGAGGGGUGCCCAGGUUCAGAUAUUUAUACACCUGAAGUGCUGAGCUUGAUUGAAAAUUUUCAGCCUGAUUUUUGUGCUCCGUCUGGAGAAUCACUUAGGCAGGUGGAAUUUAGGAUGGUUCAAUUCCUAAAUGGAACAGUCAUGGGCCUACCUGCAAAGUUGAGAUCAGAUUUCUCACUGCAUCAUAAUAAUGAAAACCAGGUAUAUUCUCAUGACCGAGAUUCAUCUACUUUACUGCCACAACAGUGGGAUACACUUCAUAGGCAUCGGCCAGUAUUCUCAAAGAAGAAAUCUGGUAAGAGCAGGCUACAAUAUGUGAGUACCACUGGUAAUCAUGAUGGUGAGUAUGAGACUUUGCCCGGGGAGGACGGUCAUCAAAAUUCACUGCAUGGUUUAAAUGUUAGAAGCUCAUCUUCCUCCAGCUCUCCUUGUAUUGGUGUUUUUUCUCACUCGAUUCCUAUUAAGUGCCUCGUUACAGGCCUCCUUGGUUGCAGCCCAGUGAUGGCGCAUAAAAUUUGCAUAGAAGAUUCUUCGGUAACAGUUUUGCAGCAUUCGUGGAAAACAGGUUGGCAGAUUAAGCGCUUAAAUGAUACUGCGCAUCUUAGACUUCUUUAAUUGCAGCAAGUAGAUCUCUUCAUUGCUAAUGGAACUUAUGAGUUAAAAUUGGUAUCGUGUUCAUUUCUAUACCACUUUGCAACUCGUGAAUUCUUGGUAUUUCCGCCACCCUGUUGUAUUUUUUGGCAUGUUUAUUUACAGAUUCACCACCUGCGAAAAAAGCGGAUUGGUUUUGUUUUGGAGUUGAUUGUAGCAUUUACAAGGUUUUGUCCUUAUAAUGUGAAGGAAGGUGGUGAUUUUUUGCCUGUAUAAGGAAGACAGUAAGUUAUGUAGGAUGAAGAAUUGUGAACUAGCUUUUCAUGUGUUAAUACAAUUUGGUCUGAUUCUAUCUGAAA
Mercurialis annua (annual mercury) is the source of this 1827-nucleotide messenger RNA. RefSeq lists its product as uncharacterized. Bases 218 to 1492 code for a protein of 424 amino acids. The transcript has 2 exons. The record is from RefSeq and is a predicted model, not a curated record. NCBI's taxonomy places the organism in Eukaryota, Viridiplantae, Streptophyta, Magnoliopsida, Malpighiales, Euphorbiaceae.